CAACAUCCUACCACUCCCAACCCAACAUCCAUCCACCAUGCACGCCCCCUCGAUCAACGGGAUGCGUACCGCUAUGCUGAGCGGACGCCUCACCUCCAAGACGCUGGGCCCCUUCGCCCAUCCCAGCAGCUGCACCAACCCGUUGUAUCAAGCGCUCACUCAAGCCCGGACCGCAAGCACCAACUCCUCCUCCAUGCGAGUCCGCAGCACCCACACCCUGAAGACCACUACAGCUCUGCGUCCCUCGACGACAACGCAGCUCCCCACCUCUCUGGUCCUCUGCCGCGCCAACUCCUCCUCCGCCGCCGCUGCCAAAAGCGAAGCCGUCCGUCUCGACUGGGACUCGUUCUUCAAGCUCCGCGCUAGCCGUCGCCGGUACUCGCUUGCCUCGUCGAUCGUGAGCUCCCUGUUCACCACGGUCAUUGGCGUGCAGGUUCUCUCGACGCAGGAUCUGGAGUCCCUUGGCGCGCAGGUCAUGGGUCUGGAUCCGUUUGUGGUGCUGGGUAUGGCGACGGCGGCGUGCGGUGCGGCGGGUUGGCUUGUUGGUCCGUUUGUGGGGAAUGCUGUUUGGGGGUUGGUUUAUCGGAGAUAUAAGCCUGCUGUUAUGGUGAAAGAGAAGGAAUUCUUCGAUCGGAUUAGACGCUUCCGUGUCGACCCGUCGUCCAACUCCAUUGCUAACCCCGUGCCUGAUUACUAUGGUGAGAAGAUCGGUAGUGUGCAGGGUUAUCGCCAGUGGUUGAAGGAUCAGCGGGCGUAUAACCGCAAGAGACGUCAUUUCAUUGUUUAAAGUUAGUCAGUGGUUCUGUUUUGCAUGGGAUGCCUGUUUCUUUUGAGUGAGUGUUAUUAUGGCAUUCUAGAGAACUGUGAUUAAGUUCUCUUUUUUUUUCUCCUAUUUGUACGAAUAUUCAUAUCAGUGAGCG
Messenger RNA from Aspergillus piperis CBS 112811, 920 nucleotides. RefSeq names its product presequence translocated-associated motor subunit PAM17. NCBI's taxonomy places the organism in Eukaryota, Fungi, Ascomycota, Eurotiomycetes, Eurotiales, Aspergillaceae. Gene Ontology annotation, biological process: protein import into mitochondrial matrix. The record is from RefSeq and is a predicted model, not a curated record. The transcript has 2 exons. Gene Ontology annotation, cellular component: PAM complex, Tim23 associated import motor. The coding region runs from base 38 to 787 and encodes 249 amino acids.